Messenger RNA from Aspergillus caelatus, 546 nucleotides. RefSeq lists its product as uncharacterized. The transcript has a single exon. NCBI's taxonomy places the organism in Eukaryota, Fungi, Ascomycota, Eurotiomycetes, Eurotiales, Aspergillaceae. The record is from RefSeq and is a predicted model, not a curated record. The coding region runs from base 1 to 546 and encodes 181 amino acids.
AUGGCCGCCUUUAUCCCAUCACUGCAAAAUAACAUAGGUUUCCGCCGUACAUUACAGCUGGUGGAGCCACACAGCCUAGAAGAUACCGUCCAACAGCUCUGGCAGGCAAUAGUAAGCAGUUGGUUCCCCAGUAAUGAAGGCUACAUGUGGAGCAUCAAAGGCUCCGCGCUCACCCAGGAUGAUAUACCCAAUAUCACCGUAAUUCAAGUCAAGGAAUUAGCCCAAGAUCCUGAAGCUUCAGGCGGGUGGUCCGAGCGCCUAAUCUUGCUCGUCGAAUGCAAGCGCCCAUCCAGUGGUAUUCCAGUGGCCUGGGACAACACCAUCAGUGCUCAGUGCCAGAAUGAUCUGUCCCAGACUAACAACGAAUCUGGAAAGCUCUUUCGGGUUGUCGCGAUUGGCAGGAGAGCAAGGUUCUAUCAAUUCAAUGGCGAGGUACUACCUGAUCAACAACUGGUUCAACUUCACAAGGGCACCUUCGAUGUGAGCGACCCCGCCGGUAUCGCACAGGUUGAGAGCAUGAUGAACUAUAUCAAGGCAAAUUCCUAA